Messenger RNA from Perognathus longimembris pacificus (Pacific pocket mouse), 2270 nucleotides. RefSeq names its product ilvB acetolactate synthase like (gene Ilvbl). Bases 117 to 2015 code for a protein of 632 amino acids. The record is from RefSeq and is a predicted model, not a curated record. Gene Ontology annotation, biological process: L-valine biosynthetic process. Lineage: Eukaryota; Metazoa; Chordata; Mammalia; Rodentia; Heteromyidae. Gene Ontology annotation, cellular component: acetolactate synthase complex. Gene Ontology annotation, molecular function: acetolactate synthase activity; thiamine pyrophosphate binding; flavin adenine dinucleotide binding. The transcript has 15 exons.
CGUGGCCCUGUGAGCGGGGCGGGGCCGAGUGGGCCGCGCCUUCUUCCGGGUGAGAUAAUUGCUCUUGGGUCCUGGCUCAGGCACGGGCCGUGCGCUUCUUCCUUAGGCGCGGCCUCAUGGAGAACCCCGCGGCCGCGGCCCCUGAUGCGAGCUCCUUCCCCAUCUUCCUACUCUUGUCGUUCGGGACGUUGGUGGCUGCCCUGCUGGGCGCCGCUCAUAGCCUGGGGCUCUUCAACCGGCUGAUGCACAAGGUGGACAAGGCGAGCAUCCGACAUGGUGGAGAGAGCGUGGCAGCUGUGCUCCGGGCCCAUGGUGUGCGCUUUGUCUUCACGCUGGUGGGUGGCCACAUCUCCCCACUGCUGGUGGCCUGUGAGAAGCUGGGCAUCCGUGUGGUGGACACACGACAUGAGGUCACUGCCGUCUUUGCUGCAGAUGCUGUGGCCCGCCUGGCUGGGACGGUGGGUGUGGCUGCAGUGACCGCAGGUCCUGGCCUCACCAACACGGUGACGGCGGUGAAGAAUGCUCAGGUGGCGCAGUCUCCAGUCCUGCUCCUGGGAGGGGCAGCCAGCACCCUGCUGCAGAAACGGGGUGCUCUCCAGGCCAUUGACCAGAUGUCCCUGUUCCGGCCACUCUGCAAGUUCUGUGCAUCUGUACGGAGGGUGCGGGACAUUGUGCCCACCCUGAGGGCCGCCAUAGCCGCUGCCCAGUCAGGAACCCCAGGUCCUGUGUUUGUGGAGCUGCCCCUUGAUGUGCUGUACCCUUACUACAUGGUCCAGAAAGAGAUGGUUCCUGCACAGGUGCCCAAGGGCCUCAUGGGUCACGUGGUCUUCUGGUACUUAGAAAACUGCCUGGCCAACCUCUUUGCGGGAGCAUGGGAGCCUCAGCCCGAAGGGCCUCUGCCCCUGGACAUCCCCCUGGCGUCUCCCCAACAGGUUCAGCGCUGUGUAGAAAUCCUGAGCCGGGCCAAGAAGCCCCUACUGGUCCUGGGCAGCCAGGCCUUGCUGCCCCCCACCCCUGCUGCCAGGCUUCGGGCUGCUGUGGAGACCCUAGGUGUCCCCUGCUUCCUGGGGGGGAUGGCACGGGGGCUGCUGGGCCAGAACCACCCCCUUCACAUCCGGCAGAACCGUGGUGCCGCCCUGAAGAAAGCAGAUGUGGUGGUCCUGGCAGGAGCCGUGUGUGACUUCCGCCUCUCCUACGGCCGGGUCCUCAGUCGCAAGAGCCAGAUCAUCGUGGUGAACCGGAACCGGGCUGACAUGCUGCUCAACUCGGACAUCUUCUGGAAACCUCGGGAGGCUGUGCAGGGCGAUGUGGGCUCCUUCAUGCUGAAGCUGGUGGAAGGCCUUCAGGGCCAGAUGUGGGCUCCAGACUGGUUGGAGGAACUUCGGGAAGCUGAUCGGCAGAAGGAGCAGACCUUCAAGGAGAAGGCAGCCAUGUCUGUAGGCCAGCACCUGAACCCUGUGCGGGUGUUGCAGGCGGUGGAGGAAACUCUGCCUGACAACGCCUUGCUUGUGGUGGAUGGCGGGGACUUUGUGGCCACUGCCGCUUACCUGGUGCAGCCCCGUGGCCCUCUGCGCUGGCUUGACCCUGGGGCCUUUGGGACUCUGGGAGUUGGUGCAGGGUUUGCACUUGGGGCCAAGCUGUGCCAGCCGGAUACCGAGGUCUGGUGCCUGUUUGGGGAUGGAGCCUUUGGCUACAGCCUCAUCGAAUUUGACACGUUCGUCAGACACAAGAUCCCAGUGAUCGCCUUGGUAGGGAAUGAUGCAGGCUGGACCCAGAUUUCUCGGGAGCAGGUGCCCAGACUGGGCAGCAACGUAGCCUGUGGCCUGACCUACACUGAUUACCACAAGGCAGCCAUGGGUCUAGGGGCCCGGGGUUUGCUACUGUCCGGGGAGAAUGAGGACCAGGUGGUGGACAUGCUGCGUGAGGGCCAGCGGCAGUGCCGAGAUGGCCACCCAGUCGUGGUCAACAUCAUGAUUGGGAGGACAGACUUCCGUGAUGGCUCCAUUUCUGUAUAGGGACUCCUGGAGCUGGUGUGCCUGGCUCCCUUACUCCUGGAGUGAGCUCAUCUCUGUGGGAUCUGGGCCUAUUCUGUAAGCUCCAAGGACUCUACCCUCCCUAGAGGGGAGCUGGUGGGAUCAGAGCCUAGAGAAACGCCUGGUAGCCCUGGAGAGCUUCAAGCCCUUGUCUCCACAGAUCUGACCAUUCCCGUUCUUCUUGUGGUCUGAAUAAAUCAUCCCUGGCUCAUGUGGGCUUCCAAGGACUUAGUUACA